ACACAUUGCAACACCUAAAGCUCCGCCUCCUAUUCCAAGGGGAGGGUAUAAAAGGAUGCCACAAUGAUCCGGCUGCAGUCUGAAUUUCAGCAUUGAGAAGGAGAGUACUGUUGCUUGCUGUCAGACUUUACCAUUGUGAAUUUCACCAUGUUUCCCACGCACCUUUUCUACAGUUUCGAUGUUCUGCUGUGGCGUGCCCAACAAAGAAGAUCCGAAGAUGAUGAGACACGGCGCCGCUGCCGAAGAGAUUGGAUCCAUCCCAUCACUGCAGCACGGAUGACCCAUGGGGUGCACAGUACUUUGUACGCGGAGCUGCACCAGCACCCCGAGAAGUUUGCAAACUAUCUACGGAUGUCUGUAGAAACAUUUGACAACCUUCUACCACGCAUCAGUGAAAGGAUCUGCUGCCAAGACACCCACCUCAGAAGGAGCAUCUCGCCAGAGGAACGCCUCAUUGUAACCCUCAGGAUCCUGGCAUCCGGUGAGAGUUUUUCGUUGCUCCACUUUCGCCUGGGAAUUUCCACCAUCUCUGGUGUUGUCCGGACCACUUGCGAUGCCCUGUGGGAUUGCCUUCUAGAAGAAUAUCUCCCACAACCUUCAGCAGAACAUUGGCUUAAAGGGGUUGUGCGCUGCCCUGCCUUUCGGAGCUCCGCUCGCAGCGUCCAGAAAUUCAUUACUUCGAACGCUGUGUGCGGGCUUCCGUGUUCGCGGCCGGCCCCUCGUGACAUCACACCCGCCCCCUCAAUGAAAAUCUAUGGGAAGGGGGCGUGACAGCGGUUGUUAAGGCAGCUGUUGUUAAGGCAGCUGUUCUACACAACUUCAUCCUAACCAAGGAGCCUUCCCCAGUGAUCCUGAAGAAGUGGAAGCAGUUCCGCCUGGACUACA
Molecule: messenger RNA, 885 nt
Organism: Hyla sarda
Lineage: Eukaryota; Metazoa; Chordata; Amphibia; Anura; Hylidae
Exons: 2
Coding region: 148-771 (207 amino acids)
Source: RefSeq, a predicted model, not a curated record